Molecule: messenger RNA, 9947 nt
Organism: Bemisia tabaci
Lineage: Eukaryota; Metazoa; Arthropoda; Insecta; Hemiptera; Aleyrodidae
Biological process (GO): regulation of DNA-templated transcription
Molecular function (GO): RNA polymerase II cis-regulatory region sequence-specific DNA binding; DNA-binding transcription factor activity, RNA polymerase II-specific
Source: RefSeq, a predicted model, not a curated record
UCUUUGUGUGUGUUUAUUUUUAACUUCAGCCUUGUCGGCUUUUAUGUUUCUCUAAAACGUUCAUUAAUGUUCCUUUCAAAUUUUAAGUUUUCACGAUAUUUUGUUUGAAGUUCAUCUCAUAUUCAUCAUGUCGUGAUUCGGUCGCAGUUUGUGAUUUAUUUCUUCUGCGAUACUUCGGUUCUGUUUGGCGGGGCGCCAUGAUGGUCUGAAGACGUCCUCCGAACUUGUCCGGGCUUAUUUCGUGAAAAUACCGCUGGAUAAGCCCCGCAUUCAUGUCUCCAUUAAUUGGUACGUGAGUAAAACGGACCGAAGAUGAAUAAUCAAGAGCAGCAUCAUCCUGCUCCAAUGAGCACUGCCUCUCAUUCGGAAAGAGGCGAUGUCAACAAUCGAGAGGCACAUGCCUCUAAUGUUGUGUCAAAUGUCGCUAAAUAUUGGGUCUUAACGAAUCUUUUCCCCAAUCCCAUGGCACAGAUUCCGAUGUCAGGAAACCUGGCCCCUCUAGCCCUUUCGAGCACAACCAUAACAGCAAGUGGAGACUCGGGGACCAGUGAUAGUCACACAACAACUACCCAGAGUAUGAAAGGCAUAAAAGUCUUAAGUAAAUCGGGUUCAAAUUCAUCUCAGCAGAUUGAAAAUUCAGUUCAUUGCCAGCCGACGGUCCAUGAAAUCCCACAAAUGGAUGGUGCCCACGAGCAUCAGCUCAUCAGCGGCCUUACUCCUCAACAGCAUCACCAAUUAGUGCAGCAGGUUGCUCAGCAUCAGGUUUUGGCAGAACAGCAACAGCCGCCCUCUGGAAAUGAUCAGUCAUCUCAGCAACAACAACAACAGCAGCAGCAACAACAACAACAACAACAACAACAACAGCAACAACAACAGCAGCAGCAACAACAACAGCAGCAGCAACAACAACAGCAGCAGUCUCAGCCUCCUCCUCCCCCACCGCCCCCCUCCUCACAGCAAAGUCAACCAAGCAGGUCGCAUUCUUCGUCAGAAGUCAAAAAUAGUACAUCUCCUCAGAAUGAAGCCAGUAUGAAGGAUGUGCGACCGAUCAUCAGUAUGCCGCAUGCAAGUUUUCAAAUUCAAGAUGGCAAAGGCCCUCCUCACAUGAUGGACUUCCGAGCUCUAGAUGGAUCUAUCUUCAAGAUUGCCGCUAAUGGUGAACAGGAUCUAUCGAAAAGUCUGGGUGUUGAAAUGGUGCAAAAUAUGUAUAAAGUGAACGUCGAGGACAUUAACCAGCUGUUGGCAUAUCAUGAAGUGUUUGGUAAACUUCAACCAGGCGAGGUGCAAGCCGUGCCACAAAACGCAGCAGCUUUGUUGCACCAUGCCAGCCACUCAGCUGGCAGUGUAACCAUCCCAAAAUCGGAGUGUGAAUCUCUCGUUGGCUCUUCAACAAACAUAGGUGAUGACAAUUCCAUUUCAUCUGUAACGCCCUCCCCAUCGCCGGCUCCUCCUUUGGUUGCUGGCAGUCAUCCCUGUGAUAUUUGCGGCAAGGUUUUUCCGUAUAGGUACCAGAUGAUAGUUCACAGGCGGUAUCACACAGAAAGAAAACCAUUUUCCUGCCAGGUAUGUGGGAAAGCCUUUGAGCUGAGUGCUGAACUUCUUGAGCAUGGUAAAAUUCAUGUUGGCAGCGGCAUGUUCACCUGCACAAUGUGUUUUCAAGUUUUUGCCAAUGAUCAAAGUUUAGAGAGGCAUGUCAAAAGGCAUACAACUGACAAGCCCUAUUACUGUUCAAUUUGCGGCAAGAGCUUUGCGCGGAAAGAACACUUGGACAACCACACUAGAUGUCACACUGGUGAAACCCCCUAUAGAUGUCAGUACUGUGGGAAAAACUUCACUCGCAAAGAACACAUGGUAAACCAUGUUCGUAGUAAGCACACUGGCGAAACUCCCCACCGCUGUGACAUCUGCAAGAAAACUUUUACUCGUAAAGAACAUUAUAUGAAUCACGUUAUGUGGCAUACGGGUGAAACUCCUCACAUCUGUCACCUAUGCAACAAAAAGUUCACACGCAAAGAACAUUUGAACAAUCACAUUAGAUCGCACACAAACGAUACUCCCUUCCGUUGUGAAAUUUGCGGGAAGUCUUUCACGAGGAAGGAACACUUCACCAAUCACAUCAUGUGGCACACUGGCGAAACUCCUCAUCGGUGUGACUUCUGCUCGAAAACUUUCACUCGAAAAGAACACCUUUUGAAUCAUGUACGACAACACACGGGUGAAUCUCCUCACCGUUGCACUUUUUGUCCCAAGUCAUUCACUCGCAAAGAACACUUGGUUAACCACAUUCGCCAACACACAGGUGAAACGCCCUUUCAUUGCCCACACUGUCCGAAAGCGUUCACACGAAAAGACCAUCUUGUCUACCACGUCAGGCAGCACACAGGAGAGUCCCCGCAUAAGUGCCAGUAUUGUGGAAAGACCUUCACACGCAAAGAGCACUUAACCAUUCACAUUAGGCAGCAUACUGGAGAGUCGCCCUUUCGUUGCACAUACUGCUCAAAGACUUUCACGCGCAAAGAGCACCUAACAAAUCACAUCCGAGUGCACACAGGAGAGUCUCCUCAUCGAUGUGAUUUCUGUCAGAAAUCAUUCACGCGCAAAGAGCACCUAGUGAAACAUGUACGUCAACAUUCCGGUGAGACAGAGCAUAAUUGUCACAUUUGCUCAAAACCGUUCACACGAAAGGAGCACUUGAUCCAUCAUAUGCGCACACACACUGGUGAGCGUCCCUAUGCUUGCGACGAGUGUGGAAAGACAUUCCCACUGAAAGGCAAUUUGUUGUUCCACCAGAGAUCUCACCAGAAGGGCUUACCCCUUGCACGGCCGUUUAAGUGCGAAUUCUGCCCCAAAGAUUUUGCGUGCAAAGGCCACUUGGUGUCGCAUCAACGUGUCCACAACACAGAACGGCCGCAUGCAUGCCAUCAGUGUAGUAAGACUUUUGUCGACAAAGGCAAUCUUCUUAAGCACAUCCACAAGCAUCACAGUCCUGGUGACAUCAUCUUCGUUGCGCCAUCUUCCUCUGUCGUCACAUCCGUCGCCAGCAUGCAGGCAUCACAGUCGCAGCAGCAGGAAGGACCAUCCUCAGGAGCACAACCUCUCUCGAUACCUAUGGUCUCCAUGUCGUCCUCAAUUCCAGCGUCACAUCACUCGCAGCAAUCUUCUGUUGUUCAAUCCCCUCCGGUUUCCAUGCACCAUGCGCCUCCCCCACCCCCACCCACUCCAUCCCCUAUUGCUCUAGUUGUACCUGUCCCAACAAAUACAGUACUUGCUACUUACUAGAUCACAACAAUCCAGAACUGAGACAAUUGACUAACCUAAUAUUUUUAAGCCCUCAACUUGAAGGAAGAUUUUUAUUUUCCUUAAACGCAGGCAAAUGUCUCCGUUUCAUAUUGUCAGAAUUCAUACUGUUUUAGUCAGUAGAAGAAUCGAUUCUGUAACUGAAUGCUUUUUUUUGGAUAACAGAAGGAAUUCUUGACUCUUUAUCCCUGUCUUCAUUGAAAAGUUGACAGGUCCGACCUUAGGAAGAAUUUUUGAUAGCUUUUUUGAGUGCGGCCACAAGGAGUUUGGUGGCUCAUGACUUUUAAGACUUCUGAAAAAUAGUUGAUUAUUGAAAAUGAAAAUCGAUAAUUAUUUUUUAAGAGGCUGAAACUUGCCUGUUGUGUUUACAAUUUGUAUAAAAUGUACAUUGACUUGUACAAUUUUCCCUAUUUUCCCAUUCUAGUUUUGUAUAAUGUUUGAAGUAAGGUGUCUGAAAAUUUACUAAUUUUUUGUUCAUCACUUCUGGUGCAUGAUUUUAUGAUUCAGACUGAAUAUGACAGAAGUGUCAAAUAAUUUGUCAAAUUUUUUAGGGUUUUACACAGGGUUCUACAGACUCCAGUUUACCACCUUGAUGUAUUGUAUUAUUUCAAAAUUGAAAAAACAAUUUGUAAGAAAUUUAACACGACUUGCUUAAUCUCAAAUCAUUUUGCAUUAAAUAGACAUUAUCACACAAGGUUUGACCUUAACAUUGUCAAUAUCAACUUCAUAAAUACUCCUUUAAUAAAUGUUGUUUAAUUGCUGUAUCAUUAAUUUUCAAUUUUCUCAGCAUUGUUAAGUUUUAUUUAUUUAUUUUUUUUUUUCAUUGCUUAGAAUUUAUUGCAGAAUGAUUUGAAACUGAGUUUGUUUGUUUUUUUGUAGUUUUCUUCUCAUUUCUUUCUUUUUUUAUGAAUGUCUUAAAGUUUUGAAACUAUGAAUCAUUUCAUGAAAACAAAAACACAAUAACGAAGUCUGUAGAUUCCUCUUAACUUGUGACUGUUCUCAGAGAGAGACCUUAGUUCAUAUAGGUGACUUUCUCAAGAGAGCAACUGUUGUCAAAUUAAGUUGAAGAAUCAGCUUUUGAACUUUCACCAAAAAAGCUCUCUCUUGAAUAAUUAUCUACUAUGAGAGGCUUAGUUAAUUUCUGUGCAAUAACUGGCAUAAAGUUUCAUUUCAAUCCAAAAAUUAAAAGCCCAAUUGAGGGUUUAUUAUAAAAAUGUUAAAUCAUACUCUCGAAAAUACGAUUUUUGGAUCAUUUUUUUCAGUGUGUCAUUAGUAGUUUCAGUUUAUAAUGACAAUUAUGGGCAGCUCUGUGCCAAAAUAUUUGUAAUAUCUAAAUUUUCAAUCCUUCAGCCCUAAGGCUCUCUUUUCUGAGGACAAUCUUUAUUUUAUAAUGUUUCCAAGGAAAUGCAGGAGUGUUAAGAAAAUGGUGUAUUCUGAAAAGUUAGGAAAGUUAAUCUGUCUCAACUGAUCCUUCCUCUAAGACAUCAAAGCAAAAGACUGCUUUAAAAUACAUGAUAAUUUUUAGUUGCAAAGCAGUGACCAUUGGCUUGUAAGCUGAAUAACUAAAUAUUACUGGUGAGACACUUGGUGCCAAGUCUUUGUCAAUGUGAGAUGAUUCAGGUGCGACUUCUCACAGUAAUGUGUUUCUUAGCUGCAAUACAUCAUUCAUGCAUGUUUUUAUAUUUUUCCUUGUUAUUUUCCUCAUGAGGAAGAAUCUCAUUUCUCGUCUUGUAAUUUAUCCUCUCUCCAUGACUAUAAAUAUUCUGAAGCUGACUAAUUUAUAAAAUGAUUUUUACGAUCAGAAGGUUUUUUCUCUUGCUAAUCAACCCUGAGUAGCCGUGUUAAGGAACAAACAGUUUUUCCCUUUUUUCCCGAGCUGGCACAGCAAUUGGUAAAAAAUAUUUGUUGCUUAUUGAUCAUCGUAUAAUUUUUUCUUUGUUACUAUCCUCUCAUCCCCCCCUCCCCUCCUCUCUUUUUUAAAAGAGCGUUUUACCGAGUAAAUAUUUGUCGUUUUUUGACACUUUUAUCAUCCCUCAUUGUUUUUAAUCCCUAAACCGAAGCCCUGUGUGGACUUUCCAGUGUCCUCCUCUCCUGUGUUGUUCCUGCAAGCGCUUGCUUAUAGUUAGCUAAGCAGCUCGCCAGUUUGUGUUGAGGAAUUGGUAGUCUGGAUAUGCCUGAACAUCACUGACUCUGACUGAUACGUGUAAAUCUUAGUAAACUCGUAUUUUUAAGCCUAAUGCCUAGGAAAUUUUUUUUAGUUAUUUUCUGAUUCUUGAACCCUGUCUUGCAGCCAAUACGGGGUGGCUUAGUAUGUACCUCUCAUCAGUAUUGAAAUUUUAUUCUUGUCUGUUUCUUUUAAUGGUCACAAUCACUAGAAAACUUCACGUAUUUGGCUCUAAUGCAAGAUUUAUGCUGAUGGCAGUGUAACAUUCUUACUGACUUAAAUCAGUUCCUUGUAAAUAUCUGUGAUAUAUUAACUGUCCCUUUUUUAGUCCUUUUUGAAUUUUAUGCUAAAACCUCUCUUGCUCCGCAAGAAAAAUGUGUACAAAUGUAUCAUACUGUUACACCAACUAAUUCCUAAACAUUCUCAUAGUAAUUGUGGUGAUGUCACGUUUCUUCUUAAUAUUGCAAUAUAAUUUCAGACCACAUGUACAGUAAUCUACAAAUCGUGUAAGAAAGAAUCAAGAUAAAAUGGGAAAAGUUACUCAUUUCUGUAAUUAUUUAAGGGCUCUUUUGAUUUUAUGUAAUGAAUUUUUAUUUUGUUAUUUUUAAGAUUUUGAGUUGACUGUGCUUGAACACUCUAACAGUUGGUCAAUUUACUACUCUGUUGUACAAUCCUCUAUUCUUAUUGGUGAUCCAUUCCCUCGGGUCAGUGAUAACUCUAUUGUUAGUAGCUUUAACUAAUAGGAUGCUUAUUUACUUUCAUUUUUUUAUUUAUUCAUCUUCACAUAAAUACAUGAGUUGUUGUAAUAUAAAAUUUAGGCGAGAUGAAGGUUCCAUUGAAACCGAUGUUUAACACCUCGUAUUUUUAUGCUAUGUAUUAUAUAUGACACAUGUGACCUUUCGCACACUCAUCUGCUGCCAUGUUCUCAGUGUUCAAGCACUCUGUCAACCAUGAAAUAAGAAAACGUUCUUUAUAUUUUUAUGUUCUAUUUUGUUUGACUGUAAAUAUUUAUAAAUAGUAUGGAUUAGUGCGCUUUUAAGUAAAACUUUCCUGCUCUUAUUUAAUUCAAAGCUCAAUAAGUCACGACUUUUUGCCCGGUUAAGUUUUUAAAUCAAAUUUAUCUGGCAUAUAUUGGAGCUAGUUUAUUAGGGAGGAACCAUACCACAUCAAGUUGCUGUGAGGAAAAUUAGAUAGGAGUUAGAAGCUUCAUUUUGCCCAACAUCAGUGAAAAAAAAAAUUCUCCUCGGAAACUUGACAUCUUUUCUCAUUCAAUUUUUGCAUGAGAAAAUGUAUUGUCAUUAAAGCUCAUAACGCUGAACUCAAUUUUUUCUCAAAUGUGAAUUGUUCCUUCCUGACGACUUCUGUCCAAUUUUCCUUUUGUUCUUGAAAAAUUCAUCUUUCCCCAACACAGUUAAUUUUCAUUAUGAUCGUCCCAAAUAUGGUUGCAAGUUGAGUCUAUAAGACCUCAAAAUUUCGCUCAUAAUCAAAUUUUUAGCAUCAGAUGUUGGCUGUUCGAGCUUUUAUAUGCUGACUUCAAUUAAUCUGAGUACCUGCUAAGUCUGGAAACUCGUCUGACUGAGGCAAAAAAAUUUGCCCAUGCAGCCAAAAAAACCGUUUGAAACGGAGGUUUUGACACUGACGGGAGAAAUUGCGUUCUCUAGAACUGAGCGAUUAAAUGCAUUUAGUCUACUCAGGCGUGACCAAAAGAAAUUUGACCGGGUAAAGCGCGUAGGAAAUACAAUGGAUUGAAUUAAAUUAGUCCUUGAAGAAAGUUUAAUAUGUCGGAUUCAAUACUGCUUAAUGAGUGCCGAAGCCAAUGACUGUGUAAGUUAAUAUCAGCUUGUUGAGACUGACUGAUGAAAGAUUCUCUCUUUGUUUGUAAUUAGUUAUUUCUUAAAUAGGCUUUUUCUUGUCUUUUUUUCUCUUCUAUCUGUUGAAAUGUCACAGCUGAUCAACUUUUGUUAUUUAUUUACUUAAAAUUGUGAUGUACUAGUUGUGCUAUCCAGUUUCAAUCAUAGAAUUUGAACCUUAAUUGUAGGAUGUUGAUCUCUUUUGGAAUCUGAGUAGGUGGUGAAACGUUUGAUCAGGCAAAUCUUUGCCUUACAGUUUUUAAGAAAAAUUUUAUUUAUUAAAUUGAUAUUUGCCAUCGUGUUUUUUUCUUCAUACGCAGCACCACUUUGUAAAAUUAAUUUCUCGUUUUUCAUUGUUUUAUCUUAAGCAAAUGAUAGCUUCUAAUAGCUCUUAGCUUUUCAACUUACAGGAAAAUUAUUUUUCACUUUCCCUGUGGUUGUCUGCAGAAGGGAUUUUUGUUCUGUGGUUGAUUCUGGAAAACCUCCGUUUUUAAUAAUUACCUCAGUUGUCACUGAAAUUUUUCUUAAUCAUAGAAUAAUUUUCUCUCGAAAAAGAUCAUUUUUACAACAUAGCACUAUAAAUAAUUUUGAAGCUUAUUUCUUUAAUUUCAGUUAAAGUUUUGUAAUGAUGGUAAAAUGAUAAGAAGACUUCUCUGAUUUUAGUUUUUUAAGAUUUCUGCUCUUCCCCAUUUUUUUUACCCUAAUUUUUUCUCGGUAGGAAAAAACAAGUAUUAUUUUUCCUGGAAAAUUUUAGGAAUAACUUUUAAAUAUGCAAAGAAACAUCAUGUAGAAAUUCUGGAACCAAAAUGGCUUGUUUGUUACAAAAUGCACCAAUAAUCUAUGUCUCAUAAAAGAAGAUAAUACAAAUAUUCAGAAACAAAUCUUAAAUCUGUAGUAAAACCAAGGUGUAGCAGUCUUGCUAGUGACACAAAUUUAUCAAGAAUAGUAUUCUUGUAUUUUUUUACGGAAUAAUUUUUCUAGAAUCAUUCCAGGCACUUACUUACUUGUAUAAUUAUAGUCUGGAGGCAACUUUAAGAUCAGCAAUACGCUGGCUACACAGACAAAUCAUGAUACAGUCACUAGUACCAAAAUUAUUAUUAUUCCUUUUCAUCUGUAAGAGAGUGGAAGCUUAAUGUUUUCCAUAAAUUUUUUGUCAAUUAAGUUCAGUCUUAACUCCUUCUGUGCUCUGGUUUUGUCAAAUAUCUGAAUGCAAUGUUUAUCUAAUGUUUCCGAGUCAGCAUCCUCAGUUUGUAGUAUAAGAAGAAAUAAGCAGCAUUAGUGCAAGACAGUUAAGGAACUUUUUGAGCGCGCCUUUUUAGCACCAUGGUCUCUAAGGAUGAUUGCAAUCUCCGUUUUCAACUUAAAAUCAAGAUUUUUUUGUGAGUCUCUGUGAAGACCACAAGUCAACACUUUCAAAACAUCACCAAGAAAGAUGUUCUCAGUUUAUAAUUUAAGCUGAUACUUUUAAAGAGUUAAUUUAUUUUAUUUACUUGUACAUAGCACUCAUAAUUAAUUCUCAUUGUCAUCACAUAUUACUUAACGCAGCAACUGGUAGCUCUGUUCUAAUGUUUGUGUAAGAGAAUGCCUAGUCUUCUCUUCAACUUGCGCAAAAAUGAGUCAAUUCUAAGCCUCUGCUGCAUUGAUGAUUUUGUAUGUGAACAAGCUAAGAUAAAGUGUACAAAGUUACGUUGAAUCGGAGGUCCAAGAUUAAACUUUCCUGGAAGUUCCCACCUGAAAUCUAUUUUUGAAGGAAACUUUGAUAGUGAAACGCACAAGCCUACACCUAAAAGUAUUCACCAACAUUUUAAACUACUAGGUACGUUGUUCUAGAAAAUGCUUGUUCUUAGCACUUUACUCUUCUAGGAAAUUUUGAUCCACACAUUGAUCAAUCAUUAUCGAACGGCCUUGACUUAAGCAUUUUCCAUUGCUGGUCAGCGAUGACAGUAGAUUUAUGAGAAACAAAUCUCUUGAUCUUAUUUUCCAGCCUCACAGUUUUUGGAUUCAAAUGUUUGCCUUUUUUCUCAUGUCAGGCACCAAUUUGAAUUUCGUCAGGAACUUUGCCAAAUACACUAAACAAACAUUGCCGAUCCUAUUUAACAGGGUGGCUACAGUGAAGGAAAAAUUUCGGUUUUAGCAGAUAUUUAUGUGUUGCAUCACACAUUUAGUUUAGCUUAUCUUAUCUUUCAAACAUAACAGAACCAAAAAUGAUCAUAUAUCAUCCUAUGUUCUUUCAAAGGUGAAGGAAUUUUGCAGUGCUUCAACCUGUAGAAACCUUUUUGUUUGUUUUUUCACGAUUGUUCGCUAUCUUUUCAAAAUUUUUUAUUGAAAUUUAAAGUUAAAAUUCCAUAAUCCUGUGAAGCAUUUUUCAUCCAUUAUCCCUUCAUAAUUAUUUUAGGCCUAGAUGACUGUGUUCAGGAAACUUCUCUGCAUGUAGUCUGAUUGUACGCCUUUAUCUUUGUAUAUGUUGACAGAAACUGCACUUGUUUUUGUGUUGGUAGUUACAUGCUGUCAUUAAGCUUGUAAGUAUGAAUAAAUACCUGUAUUUAUACAUCCGCGAGGAAAGAAAGAGAUUCAGUAUUUGAAUGUGUACAAACGCCUGUAACAAAUUAAAUAAACCGUAGCUGUUAUCAAUGUCA